CCAGAGAGAGCGCUCCACUUUGGAUCGGGAGGCGGGGGAGGAUUGCAAAGUUUCAACUAAAGUUUUUUUUGUCACUUUCUCGGCUCUGCUUUUCCAGUUGCCGCCGCCUUCUCCCGCUCCUCCCUUCUCUCCUGAUCGGGUCCCUGCGGGUUUUCCAGCCGCACUCUCUCCACUCCUUGACCCCCGUUCCCCUCUCUCCCCAACCCCGAAUCCUGACCUUCCCACCCCCUCAACCUCCAGGAGCCUCUCCCUAGCCCAGAGCCUGUCCCUGACCCCCCGCUGUCCCUCGGCACCCUCAACCUCAGAAGCCUCUCUCCAACCCGGACCUCCGCUCCCGACACCCCUCCCCCCACCAGCAGCUCCACUGUCCCCUGACUCCCUUCUCGUCCUCCCCUACUCAGACCCCAGACCCCACCCAGAAUUCUAUCGGUAGCUCUACACCUUCGGUUCCACUGACCCUUGGCACCCUAAGGCAUCCCCACCCCCUAAACUCUCCCCCCAGCCCAGAGCCUGCCCCUACUGCUCCACUUUCCCUCUGCUCUCCUGGCUCAGACCCUUAAGCCACCCCCUAUCUUGACCCCAGCCUUAGCCCAAUACGCUGGCCUCAGCCCAGGCCCUAUCCUUGCACCCUUGACCUUCCAGACCUAACCCCUGCUCCAGGGUCCUUGUUCCAUUCUGUGCCUUCUCUUCCUUCCUCCUUUCCUUCCCCAGCCUCUCACCCCCAAUUCUGCUUUUCAGGCCUGUGGUCCGCCCCCACUUCGGCCAUGCCCUGGGCAUCCAGCGGACCCGCCCUGUCCGUCUUGGUGCUACUGGGAAUCCUGGCGGCCGUCAUGUCGCUCCUGUCAUCGCAGCUCCUCUUCCAGCUCCAGGCGGGCCGCGCCGAGCUCUGGGGCCGGUCCCUGGCCAUGGAGGGGGCGGCCGAGGGGGCCUCCGGGGUCCUGCUGCCCUUGGCUUCGGCGCUGAGCGCCCUCUGCCUGGUGCUUAACUUCUGUGCGCUCUUCUUUUGCCUCCUGCUGUGCCAUCUCAGCGCCGAGCUGGCACGGACCAGCCCAGACAGGGCUGACUGGUUCCUGUUGGACAGCCGCUGUCUCCAGCAUGUCGCUGUCGGCUUCUUCUGCUGUGGGGUCUCGGUGUACUUAGCAGCUCUGUCUAUCUACGUGCUGCUGCUGUUUGAAAUGGAAACGGGGAUUGUCAGUGCCUGCAUCCUGUCCUCUGGUAUAGUGGUACUGUUAAUCACCCUCACCCACAUACUGCUCAGGGCAUCAAAGGCCUCCCACCGUCACCUCCCUGAGCCCGCCCACACCCUCUAUGAGAACAGCACAACCCGCCCCACCAGGGACUUCUACAAGCAGGCCCCAAGCGGCAGGGCUCGACCUGAUAUCCACCGGGAGUUCUCCUACCCUCCUUUCCUGGAGGCUCGACCUCACCUGGCCUCAUCUUCACUCCCCCCAGGGAAUCCUGUGCCCGCUGAGGAGGGUGACCGUGGGGCACCCAGGAUGCACCGGACGCUGUCAGCAGAGUUGGGGCUGCUGGGGGCCCGGGCCAGACCCUGGAAUGGGGUGGCUCAGGAGAUGAGGGGGGUGCUGAGUCGAAAGGCCGGCAGCUCUGGGAAAGACUCCACCCUGGUGUGAACACUCCCCCCCCUCCCCGGGGGGGGCCCUCAGUGUGAACCAGUCCAGAGCUUCAGGGGACUAAGGUUGUGCACUGAUGUGUCACCACCCAUGUCUAGCUAAAUUCUGGUACCUGGGGGGUCCAAGAGAUCUCAUAGAAUCAUAGGAUUUAGAACUGGGAGGAACCAUCUAGUCCAAUCUCAUUUCUUCAGCUGGGGAAACUGAGGCCCAGAAAGGUUAAGGCCGCACAGCUAGGGCGUAGCGAAGCUUCAAUGCAUACCCAUAUCUUCUGACUUCAGACCCUCUAGAGAGUACUCUAUUAUAGUGUACUGGGGCUAAAGCUGAAGCCAUCAGUAGAGUCAGAGGGUCUAAGUGGAGUGCAUGGUCAACAUGAAUGCAUAGAGCCAGAAAAAUAAAUCUUAGGCUGCAUUAAAAAAAAAAAAGACAGUGUCCAGAAGGAGGGACUUGACUGUCCCAUUGUCCUCUGCCCUGCUCAGCCCCAUCUGGAGGACUGGGAAUCCACUUCUGGGUAGGACAUUGAUAAGGACAGAGAAGAUGAUGAGGAUGGGGAGAGUACUGGAAAGCAAGGCAUAUGAUGAGCUUUUGAAGGACUGGGUGGACAGAAGGUCUAGGGGAAGUGUGGGAGCUGUCUUCUAGUCUUCAGAAUUCUGCUUGGCCUCAGAGGGCAAAACUAGCGGAAAAAGUAGCAGAAAAUCAGAUCUGGGCAGGUCCCAGGUCAUCCUUUCCUCCCACUUAGAGCUGUCUCUGAGUGUAAUGGGCGGCCUUGGGAGGGAGCGAUUCCCCAUCGGGUGGAGCCCGCAUACUCACUGUAGAAGGGCAAUCCCAGCUCAGGCCCAGGCUGGACCAGAUGCCCUGAGUCCCUUCCUUCCCUGGGAGUCUGUGAUCCUAUUUCAACAGGCAAAGGAACAGUUGAUGAGGUUUCAUGGCUAGAGGCUAGGCCCUGGUUCCCCAUUUUUACCAGGACCAGGAGAUUCUUGUUUCAUGGAUUAAAAACCAGAGAAAGGUAAUUAGCCCAUUUUAAAAAUGGCUGGCAGAAAGAGGGUAGGGUCGCAGCUGGCAGGCGCCAUGCCCCGAGAUCCCCCGUGCACUACAUAGAGCUCGGGCCUGGCCUCAUGGAUUAGGGCAGGCUGAGUGAGGAACGUGGAAGAGGGAAGGGGGGAAGAAGGGCAAAUUCCAGGCUUCCCUGUGCUGACCUGUGCAUGCCAAGCAUAGUCUUGUAGAAGCUUCACUGACCCUUGGCACAAGGAACGUGCCUUACAGUAAACAUGUCUUUGUGUUGGGUUUGGUGUUGGAGUGGAAAGGGAAAGGGGUGAGAUGGCUCCCCCCCCAGUCACAUAGUCCAUUCACUGGCAGCAGAGGAAGGAAAAGAAGCUGGAGGUGGAGAGGGAGAAAGGGGGAGAGGGGACAAGGCCCCAGCGUGGGCGAGUCAGGGAAUUGGAGCUCCGGGUCAAGAGUCAGGAUGCCAGACUGGACAUCGGCUAUGCGCUCCUCAGGCUGAGGCAAAUGUGAAAGUAUGUGAGGAGGCUGGAGAGGGGUGGCAUAGGAGCUAGGAGCCUGGGAUCAGAGAGUCCAUUAUUAGUGUGGACUUGCCUGACUGCCAAGGUCAAAGUGAAAGCGCAGCCAAGGAAACUGUCCCGUUGUUCUAAAGGGGAAGAUCUGGGCCCGAGAAACAGGGGGACCCGGAGGAGGGGGGAGUGCCCUCAGGAGCCUCUGAUUCUAGGGCCCCUUCCUAUCUCCACCCCCCCCGGCCAUCCCCCAGCUACCCUCACGUCUCCCUCAGGCUGAGGAAAGCGUCCAGAUGUCCAGUGAAAUACGAGAAAUGGGCGUGAAAGGAGCAGAACCAAGAGUAUGUGUUGACAGAGACAGCAAUAUUGUUCUA
Molecule: messenger RNA, 3510 nt
Organism: Phascolarctos cinereus (koala)
Lineage: Eukaryota; Metazoa; Chordata; Mammalia; Diprotodontia; Phascolarctidae
Gene: TMEM221
Product: transmembrane protein 221
Source: RefSeq, a predicted model, not a curated record